Glossina fuscipes is the source of this 606-nucleotide messenger RNA. It is a transcript of the gene Fer3, whose product is annotated as protein Fer3. Lineage: Eukaryota; Metazoa; Arthropoda; Insecta; Diptera; Glossinidae. The record is from RefSeq and is a predicted model, not a curated record. The coding region runs from base 1 to 606 and encodes 201 amino acids. The transcript is spliced from 2 exons. Gene Ontology annotation, biological process: developmental process; regulation of transcription by RNA polymerase II. Gene Ontology annotation, molecular function: protein dimerization activity; DNA-binding transcription factor activity, RNA polymerase II-specific; RNA polymerase II transcription regulatory region sequence-specific DNA binding.
AUGCAACAUCAUAGUCAUAGUGAACAGUCAGCUUAUAUGCCAGAAGUACCGUUUCAACCAUUGUGGGCCCAAGAGGCGCCCCCACCGCCGCCCAUAAUGCCGUAUCCCGAAUUAAUCACAGGAUUUCCUUGCACAGAUUUAGCUCUUUGGCAACGUUCUCAAGUCAAUAAUUUAGUUAAUUCGCGUACAAAUGGCGGCACACGUCAAACGAAUGGCUCUUCGAACGGUUCCAUAAACUCCAAUGGAACUACGACAAUAAAGAAAACCAGACGACGUACAGCUUCCCUGGCUCAGCGAAGAGCUGCCAAUAUACGUGAACGUCGCCGUAUGUUUAAUUUGAAUGAAGCGUUCGAUAAGCUCAGACGUAAGGUCCCGACUUUUGCUUAUGAGAAACGUUUGUCACGCAUUGAGACCUUACGCUUAGCCAUCACUUAUAUUGGUUUUAUGACUGAACUGUUAACGGGUACUCCCACGAAAAGUCGCUCCGCCGAUAGUUACGGCACUAUGAACGGUCAUCAUCAUCCGACGGCAAUACCAGCCCAUCAUUUACAUCCUUCAGCAUUUCAAAGAGAUUUCGUCUCACCGUACGGGCAUAGCUUAGGUUAA